AGGACCGCCGGGGGCUGGCAUCAAACUCCUCUGGGCUGCAGAGUGGAGACUUUUUUUUUCUUGUUUCGUUGAUGCCUUUUCCUCCUCGUGUUCAGGACAGAACGAUUCAUUUCAGGAAGUUUAAAAGUCGUAACCAAUUUUAUGUAUUUGCUCAUGUAAAGUGCCAAGAUGCUCACACGCUGCAGGACGCACAAAUGUGAUUCUAAACGGAUUAUACUGAGGAUAAAAUGAUGCAUGAAUGGAUGUGUGAAUGUAAAAGAAAUGGUUUCAUAUUUCCUCUGGACACCUGUCCUUUUGAUGCCAAAACCAAGAGCUGCUGAACAUCAACUUGACCUCAGUUAGGUUUGAUUGUUUGAUACAUCAGACUAGACAAAUUGUUGUGCAGCCUCUUCCCAGCAACUCGGACUUCGACAUGCUUUGAGUCAUCAUUUCGAAAAUCAGCCCUUUACUCACCUACAGUGACUUGCACUAACUGGAGGAGCUUGGCUUUGGUCUUUAACCACAUUUCACUCAGGAGUCUAAACAUCAUCAAAGGUUUUAGACGCUCUUGGCUCACUCUUUUAUUGAGGUCGUGGUUGUGGUCAGUUCUCUCGAGGGAUGUUUCUGAGCUCCCGAGACCAGGGAGCGACAGCCCGGCUCCUGCAGUGGAACUUCGCCUCGACCUGGUGCCUAUGCAGCGGAUCUGAGAGGAGAUGAAAGCUGCGGUGUACCACCUCCUCGCCGGCUGCCUCUGCCUGUUACGCAUCGCUGCUGAGGAGUCUCCUCUCCCCCGGGAGCUGUUGGAGCGCCUCUCCCGCAGCGAAAUCCACAGCAUCAGCGACCUCCAGCGGCUGCUAGAGAUAGACUCCGUAGAUAAUGAGGUGAUCGAGGAGACCAAACACAGCUACCACAAGGACUUCUCUCACAGCUUCCCUGACCUGAAGAGAGCACAUGCACACACCAGACACAGGAGGAGCACUGUGGUGGAAGAGGCCUUGCCAGCGGUGUGUAAAGUGAGGACAGUGAUCUAUGAGAUCCCCAGGAGCCAGGUGGACUCCACAUCAGCAAACUUCAUCAUCUGGCCACCUUGCGUCGAGGUGAAACGCUGCACCGGAUGCUGCAACACAAGCAACAUGCGAUGCCAGGCAGCUCGCAAGCACCAUCGCACAGUCAAGGUGGCGAAGGUAGAGUACGUGCGGAGGCGUCCCAAGCUGAAGGAGGUGCAGGUGAGGCUGGAGGAUCACCUGGAGUGCAUGUGCACCAACAAACGCCACAUCAGCCCAAAUUCAAACACAGACAAUGGCAUCAGGUGAAGCAAGAUGGAUAGAUGGAGGAGUGGAGAACAAGAAGAGGAGGUUGACCUGAACCAGAAAACAUGACAAGCACCUUCAGCCUCUAACAUCUCCACCACAUCACCUGCCUUCAAGUGACAGUGAAAGGAUCGAUGGAGUGUACUUUGACCAGUGACCUUUGGGGGGUUUAAUGGGAGGAUAACUGACUCAUAUGAACCUCAACUAUACUGAGAGCAACAAUCUGCCAGACACAGAAACGACAGGCUGAUGGUUUCCUCUCUGUGAUUCCUCGAUGGAGAAAAGAAGCAAUUGGAUGAUGAUGGGAUAUCGAAGGAUUUAUUGUCUUCUCCGGAGUAUAAACUGCUCAGUGACUCGGAUUAUAUACUGGUUGGAAUCCUUGCUAGAAACAGUGACUGGGAUUAGGUUUUUGUACUCCAAGAUUUACUCUUCCUAGGCAAAAUACUUACACACACACAUGCACGUAUAUCUUCUUAUUUUUAUAACCUCUCAUUUUCUAUCACUCUCUGUUUCUACUUCUGGUAUGUUAUCCACAUAAAGAAUGGAGGGAAAAAAAUCCUCCUGACAUGUUACUGAUA
Molecule: messenger RNA, 1867 nt
Organism: Larimichthys crocea (large yellow croaker)
Lineage: Eukaryota; Metazoa; Chordata; Actinopteri; Sciaenidae
Gene: pdgfaa
Product: platelet-derived growth factor alpha polypeptide a
Exons: 6
Coding region: 693-1292 (199 amino acids)
Biological process (GO): platelet-derived growth factor receptor signaling pathway; positive regulation of cell migration; positive regulation of MAP kinase activity
Cellular component (GO): membrane
Molecular function (GO): platelet-derived growth factor receptor binding; growth factor activity
Source: RefSeq, a predicted model, not a curated record